Messenger RNA from Oppiella nova, 836 nucleotides. The record is from the annotation of a GenBank genome assembly. NCBI's taxonomy places the organism in Eukaryota, Metazoa, Arthropoda, Arachnida, Sarcoptiformes, Oppiidae.
ACCGACUAUACGGUCGCCGAUUGCGAGGGAAAGGCGUGUGAGACGAGUGAUACGGACGUGAAAUACAUAUCGCGAGCCAUUCUGAUCAGCGACGGGUCGAUCAAAAGGGCCGAUACGGAGCACCUGUCGCUCCUACACAUACCGGCGUCGACCGAUAAUAAGGCGCCGGUUUUUCUCAUAGAAGUCGGUUCGUCAGCACUGGUCGCACCCAAAGGCCUUUAUGUGCAGUACUUGUGGUGCGACUCAAUGGGCGAUAACGCGAAACACGAUUUGAUGCCAAUCGUGAAGAAGUUAUACAACUUUACGCCCGAAACGGACGCCCAGAAGCCGAAAGCCCUGUGGAGUGUGUACUUCAACCAGAGGUGCACUAAACCCGUUGUUCCCGAUCUGCCCGCAAAUGUUUACGUCACGACUCCUCCCAUCAAUGAACUAGACUUUGAUUUCGCUAUAAAUGAGGCCCGAACGAUAUUCAAGUCGAUGUACCCGAACGAGGAAUUCCUACCCCGGGCUCCCGAUCCCAAUGAGAUUAUAUUCGAUGGCCCGCAGAAUGAUGUAGAGCUGAAUGAGCCCAACAACCAACCCAUGGCACCGGUAGUUAAUAAUGAGAACAAUUCAAAUAACACUUAACUAUAAUGAUAACAAUUGUGUUAAGAUUGCCCCGAAUGUACUGUCAGUUUAUAUAUAAUGUGAUUAUAAGUGAUUGAUUAGAGAAUUAAUGAUUAUAUACUUUUAUUGUGUAUAUUAUGUCUGUGAAUAUGCUUGUAUUGAAUGUUUAAAAUGGAAAUUAAUUGAAUAUUUUCUCAAAAUAAACCUUUUAAUUAGAAUUAUGCAAACAA